AUGCUGGCCCUGCGGCUGCUCAACGUGGUGGCCCCCGCCUACUUCCUUUGCAUUUCCCUGGUGACCUUCGUACUGCAGCUCUUCCUCUUCCUGCCCAGCAUGCGUGAGGACCCCACAGCCACCCCGCUCUUCUCGCCUGCCUUGCUUCACGGGGCACUCUUCCUGUUUCUCUCAGCCAAUGCCCUGGGCAAUUACGUCCUGGUCAUCCAGAACUCCCCAGACGACCUGGGUACCUGCCAGGCAACCUCAUCCCAGCGAUCUCAGUGCCCACCGCCGAGCACCCACUUCUGCCGAGUGUGCUCCCGAGUCACGCUGAGGCACGACCAUCACUGUUUUUUCACCGGCAACUGCAUCGGCAGCAGGAACAUGCGCAACUUCGUCCUGUUCUGCCUGUACACUUCACUGGCCUGUCUUUACUCCAUGGUGGCCGGCGUGGCCUACAUCUCAGCUGUCCUUUCCAUCUCCUUCUCCCAUCCCCUGGCCUUCCUCACGCUCCUGCCCACUUCAAUCAGCCAGUUCUUCUCCGGAGCUGUCCUCGGUUCUGAUAUGUUCGUCAUCCUCAUGCUCUACCUCUGGUUUGCUGUCGGCCUGGCCUGUGCAGGCUUCUGCUGCCACCAGCUGCUGUUGAUCCUCCGGGGGCAGACCCGCUACCAGGUUCGAAAAGGGGUAGCAGUGAGAGCCCGGCCCUGGCGCAAGAACUUACAGGAGGUCUUCGGAAAGAGGUGGCUUCUGGGCUUGCUGGUCCCCAUGUUCAAUGUCGGGACUGAAAGCUCCAAGCAGCAGGACAAAUAG
Cricetulus griseus (Chinese hamster) is the source of this 792-nucleotide messenger RNA. Lineage: Eukaryota; Metazoa; Chordata; Mammalia; Rodentia; Cricetidae. The record is from RefSeq and is a predicted model, not a curated record.